UUCCAUAUCAAGUUUGAUAUCUGGAACAUAAUGGAAAAUGAAAAUGCAGACUCUUCACUAUCUUUUGAUGUAGAAGUACAGGACAUCAAUGACAAUGCACCUUUAUUUACCUAUUCUCACGUUAGAGCCAAUGUAAAGGAAAACACACCAGAGGGUGAGUAUGCAUGGUUCUUGCCAGUGGAGCUGAAUUUCAUUGACAAAGAUAAACAGAACACACCUAACUCUUCGGUCACCGUCAGUAUAAUUUCACAGACACCGGCAGAGCCCAAGAUUGGAGUUGAACAGCUCAGUAACCAGAUGGCUCAGCUCAAACUUAAAGGAUGUUUUGACUACGAUAAAAUCAAGACAUAUGAAGUUAUUGUUCAAGCAAAAGAUCAUGGGACACCACCUCUUUCCUCCACUGUUGUUGUUACUCUCAAUAUUGUUGACACAAACUCUCAUCCACCAAAGUUCAAGGAAAAUCAGUACUAUGUUGAGGUAUCGGAAUCAGUGACCAAAAGAGAUGUCUUGAGAGUUGCAGUAGAAGACAAAGACACUCUUGAAACUCCUGCAUGGCGGGCCAAAUAUUUCAUCAUAGACAAAGAUGAGGAAGAAUACUUCCAAAUUGAAACUGACCCCAACACAAAUGAGGGUAUUCUGAAUGUCAUUAAGGGGAAGGAUUUUGAGAAGACAACUGUAACAACCUUGGAGAUCGGAGUAGAGAAUGAGGAACCCCUUUUUGCUUGUGCAGACAAAUCAACCGGCAAAGUCACACUUCCACCUCUACAUAAGGUCAACAUCACAAUAAAAGUGAUUGAUGUAAAUGACCCACCGCAGUUUGAGAAAGACACAGUUCAUUUGUACCUAAAGGAAGAGGAGGAGCCGGGGAAGUUGCUGUUCACUGCAAAGGUUGAUGACGACGACUCUGACAUAGACAAGAUCAGGUUUUCGCUGUCAGAAGAUCCAGCGCAUUGGAUGACCAUUAAUGAGGCUACAGGACAAAUCACAUCGGCUAAGAAAAUGGACAGAGAAUCACCCUUUGUUGAUGAGAAAGGCAUUUACAAAGUCGCCAUCUUGGCCGUAGAUGACGGUAUGCCUCCAGCCACAGGUACAUGCAGAGUCCUGAUCCACCUGGGGGAUAUCAAUGACAACACGCCAAAGCUGGUCCACAAAAGCGUAAUUUUGUGUGGAAACAAGGGCAACAAGGUCAUGGUGCCUGCUAAAGACUCAGAUAAUCCUCCAUAUAGUGGGCCCUUUGCCUUUUCUCUGGGAGGUGAUGUUGAUAAUCUGAAGCAACAAUGGAAACUAGACCCUGCUUCUGGAAUGGAAGGUGGCCUUGUUAGCCUAACUUCACUUCCUUACGGCAACUACUCAGUGCCCCUGGAGAUUCAGGACCAACAGGCCACAAACGCACGUGAGACCGUGGAAGUGAUAGUGUGCGACUGUGGAAAAGCAGACGUCUGUCGAGCCAGAGAACCAAUCUCAUCCAGCCUCGGGGCCGCUGGUAUUGGAUUGAUUUUUCUAGGAUUGCUGAUAUUUUUGUUGCUGCUACUCCUCUUUAUAUGCAACUCUGGAAAAAGGGCGUUCAAUCACAUCCCCAUCGCAGGGGAUGAGGGCAACCAGACCCUUAUCAAGUACAACCAAGAAGGAGGUGGCGCUGCAUGCACAGCUAGGCCCACUCGGCUCUUGCCAUCUUCAAAUGGAGUAACUGUGACAGACAGCCUGAGUACCACCCGGCAGAUCCAUAAUGUGGAUCCUGUAAUAAUAAAGAAUGAUACCUCUGGGUUCACCGUGAGUCAUUCUAACAUGGGCUUAUGUGAAAUGCGUCAGAGGGACGAUUUUACAAAACUUGGAGGGCAGAACAAGCACUUAUCAAGGAAGCCAAGCAGGAGAAUCAUCGACUGGGAAGGCUCAACAAGGCGCACAGGGUCUUUCCGCAUGCGGUCAAAUCAACACCUCGCAGUUUGCAUCGAACGGAGAAUCCACGUGAUUGAUGGAGACCUUAUCGACCACCCGAUGUACCAGCCCUUCUGCUUUGCCUACGAGGGAGACGACAGCAUAUGUGCGUCACUGGAUGAGCUGUCACUCAGCAACCUGGGAGAUGAUGUUGAGUUUCUGAAUGACUUAGGGCCAAAGUUCGAGACCUUGGGCAACAUCUGUCACCAAACAGUUCAAAACAAAAACUCACAGAUUUGAGGGGCACAGCUGGAAUUAUCUCCUGAUGAUUCAUUUAUGGAGCAGAUCAAGGUCUUCAAAAAUAUGGUGCACAAGAACACGUAAAUAAUAGUGAACAGAUAUUAUGUUGAUCAGAAAAUUAUUCCCCAUUGUAUGAUGUCAUACAGGUGAUAAGCGUCACAAAGGCAGAAAAUGACAUCAUGCAUAGUUCAUAUUAGUAGUUUUUUCAAAUAAUUUUUGGAGCUAUCUCUGCAUCCUACAGGACUAAAGACCUGACCUGAGGCUUGUAUACAUAGAAAAUGAAUUAACAAUCAUAUGGUAUCAUCAUGACGACACUAUGAAGUCAGAAAAUAAUGUUAUAGUGUCUAGUGACGCAUUCAUUUUUGCAAACCAAUAACAUUAGAAUCAGGAAUCACACAAAUCUUCAUCCUAUCAACCAAUCAUUCCUCAUCAUAUUGUAUCAAUGACAUGAAAAAGAUAGCAUUGUCUAAUGGGGGGUAUGCAGUGCAUGCACAGGGCACCGCCCCUUCAGUGUUUUCCAUGCCUUGUUUGUGACUAUGAUUAAGAUCCGGAUGGAUAUUAAUUCAU
Messenger RNA from Paralichthys olivaceus (Japanese flounder), 2742 nucleotides. NCBI's taxonomy places the organism in Eukaryota, Metazoa, Chordata, Actinopteri, Pleuronectiformes, Paralichthyidae. The record is from RefSeq and is a predicted model, not a curated record.